Carcharodon carcharias (great white shark) is the source of this 3883-nucleotide messenger RNA. RefSeq names its product ORC ubiquitin ligase 1 (gene obi1). The record is from RefSeq and is a predicted model, not a curated record. Gene Ontology annotation, biological process: protein monoubiquitination; regulation of DNA replication. Bases 10 to 2238 code for a protein of 742 amino acids. The transcript is spliced from 6 exons. Gene Ontology annotation, molecular function: metal ion binding; ubiquitin-protein transferase activity. Lineage: Eukaryota; Metazoa; Chordata; Chondrichthyes; Lamniformes; Lamnidae.
UAGGAAAUAAUGAUGACAUUUGGGACGCAGCAUCUUGUUAUUUUUUCGUCUGUUUUAAGAGCCCGUUCCUCUUUUUUUUUAAAUCAAUGCAGACGUAAUGUGCUGCUGGAAGUUCGGAAAGGAAGGGAAACUCGUGAACACUCUCCCUUUCUUGGGGUACGUCAGCCAGUUAUCUGUUCAAACAAUCAUGUCUUCUGCUUCAUGUGCCUGCAGUCUUGGCUGAAAAACAGCACCCAAUGUCCAACCUGUAGAAUUCCAAUCACAUCUGAAAAUCCUUUCAAGGAAGUACUUGGUGGGACAGAUGGAACCGAAAAUUCUGACAGUCCAUCUGUCAAACGACACCUUCGAAAAACUAGGCUGGAGCUGUUACAUAAAGAAUAUGAGGAGGAAAUUGAAUCCUUGCAGAAAGAAAUUGAAGAUCUUCGUGGCAAAAACCUGAGUCUGGAAUCGCAGCUGAAAACUGUCUUUGAUCCAAUGACGGUGUCAUCUUCUGGCAAAACUGAUAACCAGAAGCAUAGCACAACUGAACAGGACGACGUACCUGACUUGGUCAGCCAGCAAGAAUGGAGAGCCAAAUUAAAAGCAGCUACAGAAAUCUACGAGAAAACAAAAGCUGAUUUGGAUAAACUUAAAGAAGCAAACUGCAAGCUUCGUGUUCAAAAUGGUGAUCUUGUGAGAGAGAAUUUGCAUCUGAAGGCUGAGGUUGAUAGUAGAUCUCCACAAAAAUUUGGGAGGUUCACAGUGGCUGCCCUUCAGUCGAAGGUGGAACAGUACGAACGUGAGAUGAAUCGUCUAAAAAGGGCAUUGGAACGGAGUGACAAGUACAUAGAAGAUAUGGAGUUCCAGAUUGAACAACUGAAGGGAAAGAGGGAGGAAAAAGAGAACAAAGAUGGGAAAUUCAGUCCGGUUUUGCCACCUGCUUCUCUACAGGAUGGAGAAAAUGGAAGCAGCGAACAAUUAUGGAAACAUUGUAAUGACCUCAAGGAGAACAGGAUAGUAGCCAUGAGGAGAAGCCUCAGUAAUAUUAAGCAGCCGUUAGUCAACCAGUUAGAUGGUGCAGUAUCAACCUCUUUUAACUUCUCUCAUCAGCAAAAUUUACGUGGAACAGUGUCUGAUUCGGUGCCAGUAAGCCAGGCCCUUGCUGAUAAUGGACUUCUAACAACAGCUGAUGUUGAGAACGAUGCUUUGCAUUUGUUCCAGAAGACUGAGGAGAAGGAAGGUGGACGCACUCGACCUGCGGAUGAAAGUGAGAUACAAUUUGAACUCCCUAGUCCUUGUACUCCAUCCACAUCACUUGGUGCUCUCCACCUACAGAGCACAGAUGAUGAAGUAAGUCCCCUGAUGAAAAAAAGAACUCGAAGAAAGAAGCUGACCCACUUCAGAAAACUUUGUUUUGAUGGUGCUGGUUGGAGAAACAUGUGUUCUGCAGUGCAAAAUGUUGAUUGCAAUAGUAAGCAGAAUGCAGAAUUCACCUCCUCCAAUAGCCUGAUAUUUUGGGAUUCUUGUCAACCUAACCCGACUGAAAGUGCCCUUAAAAGCACUCUAAAGAAAAACCUGCAGACUUCUCAAGUUGAAGAUCCCCUGGUCAAAUUAGAGGCCAAAAGGCCAAACUUGAUCAGUAGCCCAGUUACUGAAGGUCCUUGUUUCCCUGAGUGCGGCACUGUACGUUCAAGAACAUCCAGUGAGACCUCAAUGGAUGCAGCCUACCGAGAAAAGAUAUCUGAGCUGGACUUCAUGUUAGAUGAGACUGAGAACCUUAGAAACCCUCAGUGCUGUCUGAUAUCCGAAGACCUUUCUGACCUUGACAUGUCUUUGACAGCGGAUCUAGCGCAGUGCACCGAACUUUUGAAUGAAGCUGAAAAAAGAUUAGAGCAGAAAAUGCGUCAAAACCAGCCGCAUGCUUCUACCUCAGAUACCAGGGAUAUGAUUGCAAAUAACGAUGAGCGAAGUGUGGUUUCCAAGCCCAUAGUGCCUCCUGUUGCUUUAAACAUAAAAGAAUCAUUAUCUUCAGAAGAGAAAACUUCUUUCCAGGGUAGCUUUAGUUCCCCUUUUCUUUCAGUAAGUUCUGAACUAUCUGGCCUCCAGCAUAAGAAACCAUCUUUGUGGAACAGCUGUUUAGUACCUGAAAAUGAAAAAAUGCUGGAAGCAACCAACAGAUGCCAGACUAGUAAACGAAAGCCACAGUGUUAUGGUGAAGAGUUAUCCAGUCCCUCUAAGUCAUCAAAAAAUGAUUUCUGAUUUGAAACCUUUAUUGUAGUUAGAAAUUUUUCCUCUGUGGAAUUUUGAAGCCAUCUGAUCACCUUCAUAAUUUUCCUCCUUUGUUAUGAGUGCCAUCUUAUGAAGUAUUAUUUAGCCAGCACAGUUAAUUAUGCAGCCGAACAAAACCCAGUGGAUACAGGUUUUUUGCUUCUGCGUUCAACAGCCUAUAAUUUGCCUCUCAUUAAAUGCGCAGAAAAUCACGUUCCUGGGGAGUGCAGAAGCAAAAUGUUUGGUCUAGUGUGUCAAACACAAUUUAACUAUUAAGCAACACACAUUCCUGAGACUUGACUUUGUUUCUGAUACCAUAUUUAUCCAGCAGUAGAUCUUUUCCAUUAUUAGGGUGCCAAUAAGCAAGGAGAACUGUUUAGUUUAAAACUGGAGUACAAAUUUACUUAAAUGGCUAAUGAAACUAGAAGGUCGUUGCAGUGAAGGCAAGUGAAGAAGAACAAAUGCAGUAGCGAAAGCUUAGAUGGUAUAUGUCGAAAAUAGUUGAGAAAAUGUAGUUGAGCUCCAGUUUAUAAAGGUGGGAUAUUUGUGCUUUUGCACACUGCAGCUGAAAUUUAAAUGAUGAUCAAAUACUAAAGAACUGGGAGAGAAAUGAGCACAUUGAUAAAAUUCUUGUGCUCAUUCAUUUUGUAUUCAAGUCACUAGUGGAGUUGGAAAACUGCCAACAGUAUAUCUUCAAGUUGGCAGCUAAAAGUUACAAUUUUAAAUCUGGUAAAUUUUAUUAUUAAAAAAAUUCCUUUGUGGGUCAAUCAACUCUUUUGAAUGUAACACCCAACUGAGUUUGUUCUGAUUCCAAGAGCGUAAAGAAUGUGAUGAUGCUUAAUCUACCCAUCACAUCUGACCAAUGCUUUAGAGAGUAUGAUUCUUUAAAAAGCAGUAAUGGUUUGGAACACUUUGCUAAAUGGAGAAUGGCCCACUGAUGCAAUAAUGCUGCAGACAUCCUUUUGUAUGCAGUUUUGAGCUUAAUCGUGAAUGAACUUAAAAUGCUAACAUCUGUUGAUUCAAUCAACUUUUCAAAGGGCUUAUUGGAAAGGGUGCUCACGGAACAAAGGGCUUUACUUUGAGUAAUGUGACUUUGAGGUUGCUUCACCCAUCAGUCAGCUGACAUGAAGUGGUGUUGGUAACUGUUAAGGGCACCCGAAACCCACCUGCUAAUGGUAGCUGCAUGAAUUGUGUACCCUAAGGGAAGGAAGGGGAGAGUAUAAUUUACUCUUUGUGCAAAACUCUGUGCUUAGAGAUUCUGGAAUAUAAGGAGUCUAUUUUAAUUUAUUUUUAUAAAGUAGAUUCUUCCGGUAGAGCAAUGAAUAAAGAUGUGAUCUGCUAAAUUCCCUUUUCCCCAAUGAAAUCAGAAUGAAUGUGUUGCUAUGCAGUCUGGGUUUUACUUUUUGGUUGAUCGUUUAAAGCAUCAUGUGAAAAUAUUUAAGAAAAAAACUUAAGAUGUUUAUUUGUGAUUUGUUGUCUUGUGCUUGAGAAAUGUAUUUUUGUAGACAUAAUGUUUGUUAUUUCCUGUGCAUGUCAUUUCCUGUACAUGUCUUCAACAGUAGAUGAAAAGUGAGGGAAAAAUUCCAUUUUCAACUGUGACAUGCUGUUCAUCCAAUAAAGGUCUUCAAACAUGUCA